Messenger RNA from Protopterus annectens (West African lungfish), 1471 nucleotides. It is a transcript of the gene TMEM250, whose product is annotated as transmembrane protein 250. The record is from RefSeq and is a predicted model, not a curated record. NCBI's taxonomy places the organism in Eukaryota, Metazoa, Chordata, Ceratodontiformes, Protopteridae. The transcript is spliced from 3 exons. The coding region runs from base 388 to 813 and encodes 141 amino acids.
AUGUGUAUGUUUUAUCACAGAACCCUGGAAGGGUGGAAAGUUUGAAAUUGUUACAGUUUUCAGAUGCUGCCACAGAUCUUAGCAAACCCCAGUGUACGUAUUGCACUAGAGCCAGGUGACCAGAGGUGAUGUCCUCUUACCAGCAUCUGGUUUCUUUGGAACUCAUAUCCACACAGACAGAGAGACAUCAUCUGGCAUUUGUUGUGGUGAAAUUAUACCUUUCCAUCAUGAAUGCUUACCAGGGCAGGCCAGUAUGUAUCGCAAAAAUUUGUCUGCGUACAAGAAACCAAGUUACUGAAGAUGUGUGAAUUUUUUUAAACGUUAACGGAUGAUGUGUGAAAUGCCUAUAAAAAACCCUCAUCUGGAGCUCUGUUGCUUCUUCUCUCAAUGCCUGUAAUCCCAAUACCUCGGCGUGUACGCUCUUUCCAUGGCCCUCACACUACAUGUCUGCAUUCAGCCUGUGGCCCUGUACGGACUACAAAUCUGGUACGCACUAAAUACAACAAUUUUGACCUUUAUUUGAAGUCACGAUGGAUGUAUGGAUUUAUUCGCUUUUUGCUAUACUUCAGCUGCAGCCUUUUUACCUCCAUCUUGUGGGUAGCAUUGUCCAUCUUGUUUUGUCUGCAGUAUUUUGGCAUUCGAAUCUUUCUGCGAUUUCAGUACAAACUGUCUAUCAUUUUGCUUUUACUUGGACGUAGACGUGUUGACUUUAGCCUCAUGAAUGAACUUUUCAUCUAUGGAAUCCACGUGACUAUGCUGCUAGUUGGAGGACUGGGGUGGUGUUUUAUGGUUUUGUGGAUAUGUAAAAUGUAAUGCAUGUUGAAAAUAAUGUACAUUCCUUAUUUUAUAUUUAUGUAUGAGAGCUGUGAUUUACAAAGUGCAGAUUGCUGAUAGUACAUUUUGGUGGCCAUCUAAUUAGAAAGAACUUGAAUAAUUUAUUUGUUUGUUUGCUAUGUAUAUUUGCUAUUAUUUCACCAAGAUGCCUGAUGAAUAUGUAUUUAGUUAAGGGUAAAAGAAGAUUGAGAAAUCAGCUAUAGUAAUUAUUAUCUAAGAUAUAUAUGUUUAUAUAUAUGUGUGUGUGUGUAUAUGUAUAUAUGUAUAUGUAUAUACACACACACACACACAAUUUGAAAUGUAGUUUUCCUUGUAACUGUUUAAUAAUGGAUGUACUGGGAAGAGGAGAGGCAGGCUUCUCUCUUGUUGGCUGUAUUAGAAUAAUUUAAGUUUUUAAUUCAGAUAAUAUGCAAAUAAAAGUCACUUAAUUGUUUCUACCCUUUAAUAAUUUUGCAAACUAUCCCAGAAAAAAAAAACAUAGGAUUUUGCAGACAAUUCCAGAAAAAAGCAUAGGAUAAUUUAAGUAGGAAAACAUUAGGUAGUCAGUUAUUUAUUUACCUUGUGUAGUUUUUUUCAGCUUGUAAUGCUGCUAAAAAAUCCAAAAUAAAUUUUAAACAUCUGAACAAUAUUCUACAAA